Messenger RNA from Mustela lutreola (European mink), 2348 nucleotides. RefSeq lists its product as uncharacterized. The record is from RefSeq and is a predicted model, not a curated record. The transcript has 2 exons. The coding region runs from base 752 to 1783 and encodes 343 amino acids. Lineage: Eukaryota; Metazoa; Chordata; Mammalia; Carnivora; Mustelidae.
CCCUGAACGUGGCCGCUGUAGCAUCUCAGGGACCCGAUGGGCAGGGCCCAGGGCUUUAACAUCACGUUCAUCACAAAGCACAAUGUUUUGUCUCAAAGAAAAAUGAGGAAAUGCUGAGGUCCGGGCAGGAGAAGUGUCUGAGAGAGAAAUCAGCACGCUGGUCCCCCCACCCGGGGCACGGAGGCUACUGGCGGCGCUCCAGCUGUCCCUGAGGGUUCUGGGCACUGAGGUCCUGGCGCGGCCCAUCGCGGGCGGUGGCAGGGGUCAGACGGGCAUGGCCCCUGGCCGGGCUCUGAGCAAGGGGUGAAGAGAGCAGACACUUGGGCAGUGAAUUUGGGAGGGCCCUGUCGGCCUGCGCCAUGGCCUGUAUAGUCCUGUCCCCUCCCCCAGGAUGCCCCCCCGGGGUCCCCAGCAGAAGGAGACAUCUUCCGGGGCCCGGGCUGGAGAACAAAGCCCCUGUGUGCUGUUCUGGGACCGAGACCCCGUGGAGGACAGAGCCCCUUUCAGCACCAGCCCUGCUCCUUCCACCGUUCAAGGUCAGCGUGGCCUCCUGGCUCCUGGGGGCAGGCCAGCUUGGUUGACGCAAGCGGAUGAUUCAGAGAUAGCCCACAAGGACGGCCACGGCCACUGGGCAUCUCUGGGGGUUGGCUUCAUCUAAUCUUAGCUCUGCCUUGAGCCGGUCGCCGGAACGGGCCCUCUCGGGCGGGCUUCUCGGAGACCCCCAGGGCGAGGGCUGCGCCAGCUCCGUGCCAUGCAUCUCAAGACGGGACCUGUUCUGGGGAGGCUUGGGCUCCGGGACCUGAAGGACCGAGCGAGGCCGCAGUCCAGACCAAGCCCCUGGGAGGACUCUGGAGGGACCAUAGUCACGGGGGACCACAGCUCACAGGGACUACGGCCCACGGCAAGGGGAGGCACAGUUCAUGAGGGAACAGAUCCCAGCGGGACCACAGCCCAUGGGGGCAGGAGGGAGCCACAGUUCAUGGGGCCCAGAGUUCAUGGGGGUCUACAGCCCCGUCACAGCCUGUGGGAACCACAACGCGUUGGGGCCACUAUACCCACACGGCGCCCUGCCUCCUCCCACACCCCAGCCCCCUCCCUCCGUCCACUCCCCAGCAAUCCGUCAGAAGCCAUGGUGCUGGAUCUCUCAGUCCUUCCAGAUCUGACUGCCCUGGCCCAUGCCCCCAGCACUUUUCUCCUGAGCCACAACCAGCCCCUCCCGCGCCUCCCUGCCUUCUCCCCUGAGCAAGCAGACGCUCAAGCCCUCGGCAGGUCCCCCCCGACUUGGAGGAAACCGGCAAAGCUGGUGUCCUCUGACUCUCCGAGACCUGGCACUCGGGGGAAUGUGGCCCUGGGAUCUGAGCCUUUCCUGUCCAGUGCAGGCCGACUCCCGAAACCCACAUCAGUACCCCUUAGCCACCCGCUGGCAGGCUCCCUGGUCACGCCGUCUCUGGUAAGGGGACGCACAGGGCAGAUGGUGCUGAUGGUCUCUGGCAAGGGGAUACCCAGGGCAGAUGGUACCGGGGAGGACAUCACCCUGGAGACCGGCCGGGUAGGAGCAGAUAAGAGAACUGCCCACCCAGCACCACAACCCAAGCCCAUGGCCAUGGGAGAGAACACACGGAAUCUUCCUACAGAAGCAGACAGAGAUCACGAGCAGGCAGAGAGGCAGGCAGAGAGAGAGGAGGAAGCAGGCUUCCCGCUGAGCAGAGAGCCCGAUGCGGGGCUCGAUCCCAGGACCCUGGGAUCAUGGCAUGAGUCCAAGGCAAAGGCUCUAACCCACUGAGCCACCCAGGCACCCAGGACGUCUCCCUUUCUGAUGGCCGAGUCACGUUCCGUUGUGUAGACGAACCCCGUCUUCUCUGUCCGUGCAUCUGCCGACGGACGUCCGGGCUCUUCCCGCAGUCCGGCUGUCGUGGACGUUGCUGCUAUGAACACUGGGGGGCAGAUGUCCCUUCGGGUCACUCCAUCUGUAUCUUUGGGGUAAAUACCCAGUAGUGCGAUGGCUGAUCCUAGGGCAGCUCUAUUCUCAACUUUCCGAGGACCCUCCGUGCUGUUUUCCAGAGCGGCGGCACCAGCCUGCGUUCCCACCAACCGUGCAGGAGGUUCCCCUUUCUCCGCAUCCUCGCCAGCACCUGUCGUUUCCUGACGUGUUGAUUUUAGCUGUUCUGACCCGUGUGAGGUGGGAUCUCACUGUGGUUCUGAUGUGUAUCUCCCUGAUGCCGAGGGACGUGGAGCCCUUUCUCAUGUGUCUGUUGGCCAUCUGGAUUAUCACAUGAUCUCACUCGUAUGUGGAAUUUUAGAAACAAAACAGAGGAGCACAGAGGGAGGGAAAAAUAAAACAAGAUGAA